AUGUUCUAUAGCCAUGAGAUUCUUACUUCUCCUGAACAUGGGGUUGCUACGGUCUGGCUUGUUGCCACCCUGGGCUCGAAAUCCGUCACUAGAAAAUUGAACAAGAAGGCUAUACUGGAUGUGGAUGUCCCCAAGACGUGCGGUGUCAUUAUGGACCCGGUGGCGCCGAUGGCUUUGAGACUUCAGGGGAAUCUACUAUAUGGGGUGUCGAGGGUAUACAGCCAACAGUGUGGAUACACCCUCACCGAUGUUCAAGCCAUGCAUGACAGGAUGAGAGCUCUGCUGAAGGUUCUACCGGGAGGUGGUCUUGACCCUAUGGCAGGGAAGGCUAGACCAGAUCAGCUCAUUUUACCCUACGAUCCGAGUUUCCUUCCUGAAAAUAACCUCCCUGGCUUGGGGCUAGAUUUUUCACGCUUGAAUCUGUCGAUUGACUUAGACCCGAGUCAACAACCAAGUCGGAUGUGGCCUCAGACCCCUGAUCUUAGCCAAUCUGCUCUCUCCCAGACUGAUAGUCUGAAACUCGAUUUAUAUUCUAAUAGAUCAUUGGUGGAUAUAGAUGGCUUCAGCGCAGGUACCAGUGCGAGCCGGUAUGGAGGGAUAGGCAUCGACUUUGGCGCCACCGAGCCCCUCCAGCUUGGUGAAGAAUCCGGAGUGAUCCUGCAACCUGACUUCGAAUUUGACGAAGAUGGAAAUAUCGUAGAGCUUGCUGGAUCAGUUCAGCCUGAGACAAGAUUGCAAAGGAACAUGGCAGCCAUGGAAGAAAGAGCUGCAGAUGCUAUGGAGGUUGAUGUAACAGAGAAUUUCGUCAUGGAAGAUCAGCCGGCUUUGCUUGACGAAGGACCCAGGACAGAACUACCAGAUUUAAAGCUAACAACCGAAAGCGUUGACAUACAGAAGACCACCCAAAACCGCGCCUCUAUCUUUGACCAGGAAGUAAACGAUGAAGAUGCUGUGGAGUCGAAUAUGGCAUUGCAGCAGAAGAGAAGAGGCCCAAAGCUCAUUGGUUUAGAUGAGCAAGUCGCACUGCGAAACACUGAAAUGGCCCAGUUGAAUAGUAACUAUGUGCAGAACAUGGCAGCAGCCUCGAAGCAGAAACAGAGAAACAAGCUUCCAACCUUGGCAAAGAAGAGGGCUGCCUUCUGGGUCUUCGGUCAAGGCAUUGGUUCUGUCGGUGUGGGCGUGGGGUUGUCUCAAGUCACGCACCCAUUGAAUUCUUUCUCGGGCAAGCAGCUGUAUGAAAAGCUCCUUGAUGAGUCAAAUGGUCGAGUACGCAAGCGUGUCCAUCCCUCGAUCGAGGGCGGGUCCGAUCUCGAUACCCGGCGUGUCCGUCCACGGGUGGAGGAUGAAGAUCAGAUCGGACGUCACGACGACAGGUUAUGGAACGAGGACGUCGAAAUUGGUCGCAAUGCACCACCCUCUCUUCGCGAUGACCACUCCAUUCAAAUGCCAUGGAACAUCACAGCAUCGGUCCAAAGCUCUCGGCAGGGCUCGUCUGCUGCGAAUAUCUUUCGCGGUUUUGGCAGCGCUAGUGACUUUUCAUCGCAUGGCAUUUCCGAUACCGGAUUUGGAAGAGCACGCAGUCGUCUCACAAGCGCAAGUCCCCUUGCUGGUCGUGGGUUUCCUUUCGAUGCUGAAGCGCUCAAUGUCCUCUCCAUUCCCGGAAACGAAUUGGGUGAGCUGGACAACCUUGACGACUUUGACAUCUCUCAGUAUCUACACACAGAGCUUGCGAUAGAGCAUGGCGGAGUCCUUGAGGACCGAAUAAUGGGAGCAGGCUAUGAAACGCACUCUGUUGUUCAGGGCCUGCAAGUGCUCAAUGAUGAAUCACAAAAGUCAACACUUGACCAAGACAGCUUAAACUUCCUCAAGUACUUGGAAAGCAUAUUCAUGACCGCGACACCUGCAAACGAAGAGGAAGUUUAUGACCCGAAUGGUCCAGCCGGGGAAAUUAAAUCAGUAACAUUCUCCACACUCCUCCCUCCGCAGAAGACCUCUCACAUCGUGGCUACUCAAGGUCUCAUGCAUGUGCUUACCCUUGCAACUAGAGGUAUACUUUCGGUACACCAAGAAGCAUACGAAGACCAAAGCACUGAAGAGUAUGGCGUGCGAUAUAAGUACGGAGAAAUUCACAUAUGCAUACCCGGAUUGUCGGAGGCUACUGCAGCACAGCAUUGA
This is a messenger RNA of Aspergillus neoniger CBS 115656, 2175 nucleotides long. Its product is annotated as Rad21/Rec8 N terminal domain protein. The record is from RefSeq and is a predicted model, not a curated record. Gene Ontology annotation, biological process: replication-born double-strand break repair via sister chromatid exchange; mitotic sister chromatid cohesion; synaptonemal complex assembly. Gene Ontology annotation, molecular function: protein binding; chromatin binding. Gene Ontology annotation, cellular component: synaptonemal complex; cohesin complex. Lineage: Eukaryota; Fungi; Ascomycota; Eurotiomycetes; Eurotiales; Aspergillaceae. The transcript is spliced from 7 exons. Bases 1 to 2175 code for a protein of 724 amino acids.